Ctenocephalides felis (cat flea) is the source of this 10101-nucleotide messenger RNA. Its product is annotated as centromere-associated protein E-like. The record is from RefSeq and is a predicted model, not a curated record. Bases 1 to 10101 code for a protein of 3366 amino acids. NCBI's taxonomy places the organism in Eukaryota, Metazoa, Arthropoda, Insecta, Siphonaptera, Pulicidae. The transcript is spliced from 47 exons.
AUGACGUUCAGAGGCACUUCUGACAAACUAUAUACGCCAAAUAACGGAAAGUUAUUAGGCUUUGUACAAAUACUAGCCAAAUUUCAUCUAGUCAUGCAGGAGCACUUGCGAUUAGCUAUGAAGGGUGAUAUUUCAGACCACUCAGCUUCUGUUCAUCGAUGGAAAAUUCUAACCGAUCACUUGAGACUAUAUACUAUAAAAAAGCACAGUGACACUCGUUGGGAAGCAAGAAUAAGUAGUGUUACAGUAGUCCGUUAUCAAAUUAGUACUAUCCAUGAUGCUUUGAUUACUUUGGCUCUUGAAACUCAGAAAACUGAUGUUCAAAUGUCUCAUGAAGCUACUACUCUAGCCGAACAACUAAAAGAUUUCAGCUUCAUAGUUUCAUUCGUUGUUUGGUAUGACAUACUUCAUCAAAUAAAUGUUGUAAGUAAAUCUCCACAGUCAACAGAUAUGGAUCUUGGUAAAUGUACACAAAUGUUGAAAAAAUGCGGCAAUUUUUUGAAGGACUACAGAUAUACGGGCUUUAAAAGCGCUAUUUUAACUGCGAAGGAGUUGGCUGAAGAACUAGAAAUUGAGCGUCAAGCUGGUGAAAUUGCACGCGAUGACCCUAUAACUUCUCCAGAAAAAAAAUUUGAGAUUCCAGGAAAACGCGACCUUCUCAAGCUCUGUAGUGAUCUCCAAUUAAAAUUAACUGUAGACUCUAAAUCAGACAUAGAUGGUUCGAUUUCGCAAUCUAGAUUGACAAACUUAGCAACUGUGUCAAUUGAGAACGAAAUUGCUGAAAACAUCGACUUCGACAACCUUAUAAAAGAGUUUGCUGAUAGAAAGGCCAGAAAAAUGUUUUUCUUUUUUCCAAAUGGGUUUGAAUUGCAGGUGAAGGGCGCCGUAGAAAUAUCGCCCAGGGCGCUGGUAGUGUUAAAGCCGGCCCUGCGCACUGAUUUGUUUUUGGAACAUCUUUCUGAUUCUAACGAAUCAGGCGGUUAUGAUUUUUCAAUGAAGAAAAGACCAAAAAAGCGCUGUAAACAGGAUGAUCAAAUAUCUAUGUCAUGUGCAUCUAUUAAGCCAUGUAGUACAAGAAGUUUUAAUAAACCAAGAAGUUGCAGCAAAUCUACAAGCCCAAGAAAAGCCAGAAAGCACGAUAUAGCUUGUGAUUCCUAUAACUGCAGCCCAGAGACAGUAAAUAAACGCUGUGGUUCUGUUCAUAAUGAUGAUUCUUCGUCAAGUACAAAUUUUGUAUACUGCAAUGAAUUGCAACAAUUAAGAAACAUAUCAAGAGAUGAGCAAGAUGCCUUUGAAAAUUUUUGGCGAGAUCUAACAGAAAUUGUACAUGAUCUUCAACAAAAUGAAGAUGCUGUAUGGAAGCAAAUUACAGCUGUAAAAGAUCAACAAGAGGAUUUACAUGAAACAUGUAACAAAUUAGGAAAAGCAUGUGUUAAUACUGAAUGUGUUGUGGCCGAUGCUGAAUUAUUAAUCAAAGAAAGCGUUAAAUGCAUCAAGGAUAUUCGCGAAGAAUUCUCUAAAACACAAGAACAUAUGAGAAAAGCUCUUGAAAAUUUAUCCACAGGCGUAAUUGAUAAUUCCACGACUCAACGUGUAAAUUUUACUUUAAAAGCGAUGAAAGUAGAAGAUGUCUUUAACAAAUUAUAUGUGCAUUUAGAUAGCUUUGUAAAAAACUUGCACAAAAUAAGAACAAACUUAGUAAAUGCACAAAUAAAAAAUAGAAAUCUAGCAAUGAAGAAAUUGAAGAAUAUGAAAAAUGAUGUAAACAAAUUGCAUGACUACCUUCAAGAAUGUGAUAUAGAGAAAGAACACUUAAUAGAUUCAAUCAUGGACAUAUCUAGGGAUUCGAUAUGUGUUCAAACGGAUAAUAAAACGGCUCUAAAUACGGUAGACUUUUCUUCCCAAGAAACGGUUACAUUUAUGCCAGCUGCACAUUCUUCUUUUACAGACGAAUAUAAGCCUAGAAAUCUUGACACAAAAUCGGAUGAUAAAAAAAUUAUUACACUUCACAUGGCUUCAAAUUUGGAAGGAAAAAACAGGAUCAUGUCCGAAGUAAAAAAAUUGUCGCUUGUUAAAAAGUCUUUAGAAAAUUUAAUUGUUAAUUUGAGUGAAUCAACUGAUAGUGCUACUGAUGAUCUAAAUGAGAUUAAAUAUCUAAAUGAUGCUUAUGGCGUUGAUAAAUUUCUCCAUCAAGUAACUAAAUAUCACGAACUGUUUUCUAAAAUUAUAGAUCAACUAAACAAAGGUGACCACCAUAAUCUUUCCGAUGUAAAAGUAGAUCUUCUUCCUGAUUUAAAAAUAUAUCCUCUUUCUGAUAAAAAAGCAGAUCCUCUUUUUGAUACAAAAGUAGACAACACGCCAAUAUUAUACAAAUACCCAGUCACUAAAAACUCUGUUGAGCUCCAAAAUACGAAUAGUUUCGAUAAAUUAUUAACCGUAAACAACAAUUUAGAAAGACUAGUGUCUAAUUUACAAUACGAAUUGAAAGCGUUAGGUAGAAUUUCUAGAGGUACAGGGCAAGAUCUUAUUAACCAAUGUGAUGCAGAAUCACGAAUUCUUGAUCAAGAGGAAAUGUGUCUGCGCGAUAUCGACAAAUAUUAUGAACAGUUGUCUCGUAUGAUAUCACAUGUUUCGUCAAAGUAUGAUAGAAGCCAGAGUGACGGAAUGAAUCAAUAUUUCAUAAGUCCUGCUAAUAAGGAAUACUUAGAAGCAAGCUUAGAGGAUUUAAAAACUCAAACUAAAAAUCUUCAAUUUGUAAUGACAACUCUUCUAGACCAAACGACAAAAUCGCAGUUGGAUCUAAGACGAUGGCAAAAUUUCGAUAUGAAUGACAUCAAUACCUAUAAGAAAGAAUUUGACCGACGACAAGAGACGAUUCGCGAUAAAAUGAAAAGCUUACUUGAGUUAGAAAAAGUUUUAGAAAUUAUCACCGCGACGGUUUCUGGUAUGAAAAUAAAUUUAUUUGAUUCUUACGCAAAAGGCAAAUCGCCAGGUAAAUUUGUCAUGGGAGAAUCGUUGAAAGAGAAUAUAUUCAACAAAGUAGAUUUGCUAGAAAGAAAUAAAGAUCAAGCUUUAGUAAUAGUGUACAAGUUGAAAGGAAAUAUUGAAAACUUGGGGUUAGAAAUACAGUUAAUGGAAAAAGAUAGUACAGAUGGCAUUGCCAACUUGGAAAAUUUAUUUACACGAUCUGUAAAGGGACACGGCGAAAGGAAGGAUGUUGUUUUCGAGUUACUUGAAUCUACGGAUGAGAUAGAUCGAGCUGUAUCCGAAUUAGAUAAAAUCGUGGGUAAUACAAUUACUAAUGAAAAUGAAAUUGAAAAAAUACACAAUCCAAAAGAAACAUUAAUGUUGCAACAAUCAGAAAUGGAGAUGCAACGGCUUCGAGGCCUUAAAAAGGAACUGAAGAAUGAUAGAAAUAAUGGUAAAAUACAAGAUUUUAGGCAUGCUGCCAACAAGCAUAAAGAAUUUAUCGACAGUAUUCCUAGUAUUACCAGUGAAAUUCGACAGACUAUUAAUCGUUUGAAAGAUAUCUGGCAAGAAUUCGCCCUUCUAUCAAGCGUUCCAAAUACGAUGUCAGGAAACAGCUGGCUAUAUUUAGAACAGAAUGAUAUGGCUAAAAAAAUUGAAGAAUUGGAAAAAAAUAAAUUUGAACUGGAAAGUACAAUCAAUGAUUUGAGAUCAGAAAUUUUACACACUAAGGAGGACUUUGGAAGUGAAAUGCUUAUUAAAGAUCACCAUUUAGGCAGACUAGAAGAUGAAAUCAGAAACAGUAAAAACGACAUAACUGCUAAGGAAGAAACAAUUAAAACGCUAGAGCUCCAACUCAAAGAGAUGGAACAAGAUUUAGCAUCUUUAAAAAUCAAUUUAAGAGAAUCUCAGUCGCAAGUGAAUGAGGCAAAACUCUUGAAUGACCAAAUAAAAGGUGAACUAGAAAAUAAAACCCAUAUAGAGAAAAAAGUGAAAGACCUCCAGAAGCAGAAGAAAGAUCUUGAAAAUACAGUCAAGGAAUUGAAAUUUAAGUUAUCAGAAUCAGAUAGUAGUUUGUCUGAAAUGCAUCAAAAACAAAAAAGUGAACAAGAAAAUUAUAAACAGCAUUUGGAAUCGGAACGUAGGGCUAAUGAAGAGAAACAAGAAAGGAUAAAAAGACUUGAAAAGCAAUUAGACCAACUAAAUAAUCAAAUGAGUUCAUUAAAUAAUGAUUUAGCUAAUAAUCAAGCUCGUUUAGAUCAAACUCAAGGGUUGUAUUCACAAAUUGAGCAAGAGCGUACCUUCAAAAAUAAAUUACGUGAUGAAGUUGAACUUCUCCGAGGACAAAAAUCGGACUUAGGUUUGAUUAUAGCAAGUUUAAAAGAAAAUUUGACGGAUUCACAAAAGAUACUGAAAGAAUCAGAGAAACGACAUGAUGAGGAAAGAAGGAACUAUUUAAAUAGAUUAGAUGAAGAUAAAAAAUUAUUGUCUUCCAAGCAGCAUGCUUUGACAAAUUUGCAAGAUGAAUUAUCAACAAUUGAUACAACUAUAUCAUCCAUAAAUAACGAUUUGGGAAAAUUUUCUUUUCCAGAAUCGUCGGAAAAAGAAAUUUUAACGACAACAUUUGAUGACAAAUCGUUAUAUGAAGAUACAAAUUUUAUUAUGUCCAGUAAUUUGCAGAAAAAUGGUCAAAUGCUUAAAUCUAACGUGACAAAUAUUAUUAAUGAAUAUGAAAGAACUAAAACUGCUUUACAAGCAACUAUACAGGAUUUUAAUAAACAAAAGCAACACCUUCAACUAGCUAUCGAUUCAACUAUUGAAAAGGUAAAAAGAAAGGAUAAAAAAAUUCAAGAGCUACAACUAAAAAUUAAGGAUAUGUCUUCUACAAUAACGAAUUUAGAAAACGAUGUCAAGAUGCUACAGUUCUCGAUUCCGGAAAAUACUAGGAUCAUUAAGGAAGAGGAUCAAGCAAAAUUGAUGCAUUUUCUUGAUAUGUUAAAUAAUAAAUUGUGUGCAGUAACAACAACAGUGGGUCACAUGAAGCAUUUAAUUUUUAACACCCACACUAACUUAGAUAAUGUUGAAUGCGACGAACAUAACAAGCAAAACGAAAAAUUACAUGAAAUAAAUAAUGAAGACUGUUCAUGCGGUUGUUUGACCAAAAACGAGUUUUCAAAGGACCAGCGGGUUGAUGUGCUUGAUAAGCUUAAAAUUUUAGCAGCCGAACUGGUUCAAAUUUAUAAUAAUAUGACUAAGUUAACUGGAAAGCUCAAAAAAGAUAAAGCAUCACGUACUACUAUAAUUAAUACAAAUUCUGUUCUAGAAGAUAGAGUACGUACUCUGAAAAAAGAAAAUAGAGAUUUGACCGCUUGUCUUUGUAAUGCAACUCGUGAUUUAAAUGAGUACAAAGAAAAGCUAUGCGCAGCUGAAAUGAAAUUUAAUGGGGAUAAAACAAAAUUUAAAGGGCACUGUGAUGAAUUAGAGUGCAAAAUUCUUCUGUCAGAAAAGAAAAUGAAAAUACUCAAAGAGCAAAACCACGAACUCAAGGAAAGUUUGUGCAGAACACAAUCUGAAAUACAGCAGCUUAAUCAAAAGGCUGGUGAGCGAUCCAAAAAUCUUGCUAAACUAGUACAGAUAUCUGAGCGAGAAAAUUUGUCACUGAAAAGGAAAGUAGAAGAGCUAGAAAAGCAGGCCAUUGAACAGUCAGCCGAAACUGCACCAUCAAAAGCAUUAGUUGGUGAAGUACGAGAAUGUCAUCACUUGAUUGUUGUUAUACAAGCGGCUGCAGAAGAUUUAAGAUCGAAUCUAGAAGAUUUGGAAAUUGACCUGAAUGAUAGAGAAAUUAAGAACAAGCAUAUUUCUGCCCUAUAUCAAACAAUACAAAAAUCGACAGAAGAGAUGUACAGUAUCAUGGACAGCUUUGAAAAUGAUAUCACAUCUGGACUAGAACAAGAGCAAAUAAAAAAUAUAAGCGACAGUUCCAGCGACAGUGAAAAAUCAGCUAGAAUUGAAGCACCUGCCACAUGUCUGCAAUAUUUCUUGGCUGGUUGUGAAGAAACUAUGAACAGAAUGCAAUAUAUCAAUCAGAGAUUAAGAGACGAAUGUUUACAAGUCAAUAUAAGCCAUUUGUCGAAAAUAUUAAAUAAACUGAAGAAAGAUUUGCCAAAGUUGCAAAAAUCUUUCCCUCGAGCUCGUGGUGGAGAUAAUUCAAAUGAAGAAAAAAGAGAGUGGUCAAAUGGCAAUAAAAUUUUGAAAACUCUGAACGAACAUUUGAAACUGUUUAGAAAAGAAGUGGACUCCAGUGGCAAUGAUAGAGAUGGGGACAGCUCACGUUCCAAAUAUUUAAAUUGCUCUAUAAAUAAAGCUGAGAAGGAACUAGAUUACUCUCUGAAUAAAUUGCAGGAUCAUUUGAGUAAAAUAUGCGAUUGCCAAACUGACGAAUUGAGCAUUAAAUCAAAAUAUAAAGAACUUGCCAAGUUAAUGUUACAAAACAAAAAGGAAAACGCAGAUUUGCAGAAAUGCAAAAACCAAUUAAAAAAAGCAAAGUUUGAACAAAAUUCAUCCACAAACUUAUGCUUUGAUGGGUUGGAUGCAAGACAAUUAAGCCUAGAAGCCCAAGAAAUUACCGAAAAAUAUCAGUGUAUUGCAAAUGAAUUGGAACGAUCCAAUGUUCGUCGAAAAGAAUUGGAAGAUGCCAACAAUUAUAUGCAGAGUGAAUUAAACAAAUUACAGACAGAAGUUGCCGUACUCAGCACCCGCUUGAAUACUUCGGAAAAUGAAAGAUUGUGUGCAAACAAGCGAAAGAAAGAUUUGGAAAACCAAGUAAAUCGUUUGAAAAUUAGUCUGGAUCAACAUAAACAAAAUGCCGAGUGCACCUUUAAAAAACUGCAUCGUAUGCAUGCUAUGUAUCAAGAAGCAAAUAAAGAAGAGAUAUCGAAUUUGAAGUGCCGAUUAUUCAAUUCGAUGCAGGAAAAUGAGUCAUUAUUAUCGGCCAUCCAGCAGAACGUUAAGCGCGAGAUUCCACAACUGAACGAGAUGCAAACUCAAGUCGAUUAUCUUAAAUUAGAUUUCUCAACAAUCUGCCCGAAUACAACAACGUACAGAUGUUCAACACCAACAUCCAACACCAUUGGCUCACCCAGAGAAUGCAAGAAAAUGAUUGCUGAGGUAAACGAAAAUUCGGCGGAUGCAGCAAAACUCAUGAGCGAAGUAAAUAAGCUUGUGAAAAACUUAGAGGGACUGAACAAUACACUCACGAAGGCGGAUACAUGUCAACGCAUUAAAAAUUUAAAACGGAAAAGCCCGAAUAAAGCUAUUGAACAUAAAGAAAAUUGCACACAAGACGAAUCUUGUCAAUCAAAAAUAGUUCAAUUUUGUGAUUGCUCACAAAUUGCUGUACCUAAUGAAAGUGAUGAAAGUGACGAGAGUGAAGCGUAUUGCAUUGAUAUCAGAGAAUCAAAUUUAUCGCAAGAACUAUUGGAAGGCACUGUUAUUUUGAGCCGUCUGGAAGCCACUUAUAUGGAUUUGUUGAAUCGGACCCAAAGUUCUUCUGAUGAAGAUAUUGAAACACUAUGUGAUGGCGACUCUGAAGAUUUAUGUGAUAUGAAGUGUGGACGAUUCUUCGAAAAUAAAAAAAUGGCACAACACAAAGAGAAAAAUAUAACUCUGGAAAUGGAAACAGCACAAACGAAUUUAGAAGAAAUCCAGUUGUUGAAAAAACUAUAUGAAGAUGUUCUAAAUGAUCGACAGGAUCGACAAAAUGAGAUAGACAAUUUAAAAGGAGCAUUAGAGCUUAAUAAGGGCACAAUUGAACAACUGGAACAAGCAGUGCAGUUUUCUGAUAAAAUAGCUCAAAAAUUUAGAGAACAGUUACAAAAGCAAAUUGCAUCUACUUUGUGUCUACAGGAGAGUUUGAAAAGCUCUAAUUUCGAACUAAAUGAAUUAAGAGCAAAUACAACAAAAGACGCACAAGAAAUUGAUAAAAAUAGCAUAUUAGUUAGUCAAUUAAAAGCUCAAAUAUCAGUGUUAGAAGAACAGUUCAUGGAGGCUUUCAAUGAGAAUGUUUCGCAAAGAAGGUAUUUAGAACUUUGUCGAGACGCAAAUUUAGAACUAAGAAGACAAAUAGUAAAUUCACAACAAGAUGUUGGAAUUCUUGAGGCCCAAUUACGGAGCUGUCAAGACAGAAUAAAGGUGUACGAUGUGGUUAUAAGGGAUUACUAUACUCUUAAAAUCAAAAUAUCACAACUCUGGACAGAAUUGGAUAUCAUCAAACAGAAUGAGUGCAGAAAUGCUACGUUGCGCACUCAAGUGGAACGGCUCAGUUCUGAUUUGGACGAACUCACAAAAUUGUUAGAGGAUAAAAACAAGGAAAUGCAGGCUUUGGAGAAAUGCCGAGAAGAAAGUGAAAAAUCGAAUACCCAAAUUGUGGAGCAAUGGUCAGAAGCACUAACUCGACAACGCGCGAAAUAUGAACGAUUAUUGAUGGACAUGGGUGCAGAAAUACAGCUCAUUACUGUGCAACUACGAACUCUUCAGGAUGUUUUGGCUCAAUCGGAAUUUGAAUCAGAAACGACUAAUUCCAGCCUACAGGAGGCGCUAGCAGGUGUUAAAAUACAAAAUGAUAGUCUUAUGCAGGAAUGCCAAAGAUUGGAACAACAAAAUGUCAUACUUAAAAAUAAUAUUCAAGACAAAAAUGCCGAGAUAUCUAAAUUAUAUAAAAGUCUAUCGGAUACUCGUGCAACUCUGGAGAAUACUGAACGAAAUCUUGUUGAUGCUGAACAGACAAUUAAUUCAGAACGAAAACUUGCAUGUGAACAAAAGGUGCAUUUGGAUUGUGCCAGGGAUAAAAGCGAAAUGAUAAAAGAACUCCUAAAAACUCGCACCGAUGAAGUAGCUUUAUUGCAAUCCCGAGAAGCGCAGCAUAUUAACUCUAUAGGAUUACUCAGGAAACAACAGGAAUGUCAAUUACAAGCAUAUCAACAAGAUGUUGAACAACUGACAAGACAAGUACAAAAUUUGACCGCAAAUUUGAAUCGGUCUGAAUUGAAUUAUACCACUGUUAUGCGUGAAUUAUGUGAAGCACAAUCUACUUUAUUAACAUUUACCGGAAGGCAGGCGAAUGCUAUUGGAGAUGAAUCGUCGGGCAGUAUAGAGAGCAAUAUCCAAAAAACGGAAAUGUUAACUAGAACCAUAGAUUGUGAUGUAUUACAACAAGAUGCAUCAACUGAAUGUAGUCAUAGUCUUAAAAGUGAAUGUUCAAACUGCAACAACCUCUCUGCCGAAAGUUGCACUCUUCGGGUGCAACUUUCCACAAUUCAAAAACAGCUGUUGGAUGCGCACGCUCAACUUACCAAACUUAACAAUGAAAAGCGCUGUCUAAGUGAAAAACUGAAGACGACUACUGAAGACAAUGCCAAACAUAUCUCCGAGCUGCAGGCUACCAAAAAUGAGUUGCAUAGCACACGGGAAUGCCAAGCCAAUAGAAAUCGCGCCCUGGAAGCAAGAAUGAACUCUAUGCGAGAAAAAUGGGCUAUGCGAAAUGAGCAGCUCAACGCAGAGCUUUGUACAAUGCAGUCCUCAUUUAAAGAACUUAAGGAGCAGUACAAGUGUACGAGCGAAAUGCUGGCACGACGAGAUUGUGAGCUGACAUCAGCAAACACCACGUGUGCAGAAUUACGCGCCAGGUCUCGCGAUGUCGUACGCGACGUCCAGGCUUGGCAUAGGGAGCAGAAAAUGGUGCAACGUGAACUUGCCCAAAAUGUUAAGAGGCUGAAUGAACAACUACUCAAAGGCAAACAGGAAAAAGAGUGUCUAAUGACUAAAAUUAAUACUCUUCAAAAAGCCAAUUCACAAUUGUACCACGAAUUAACUAAACCUAAGGUUAUUUCAUUUGAAGCAAGUGCAUUGGAGUAUGAACCUGGUGCUAAUAAAAUCACCACUCAAUGCACUUGGGCUGAAGUACCAUAUGAAGAAGCCCUUAGAUUACAAGCCGGCGAAGAUGACGAUAGUAUGAGCAAUGAUACUCUUAUUGAAUCUCGAUGGUUGGAUCAAGUACAAAGUAUUACAGAGCAACUUCAAAGAACAAGUUCAUAUUGGAGUAAAAUUCUUGAAGGAGCUCACAUAGAGGAGACAUAA